GGGGGAGAGCGGUCCUCUUUUGCGUUGCCUUCUCGUCGCUCGGUCCCUUCGCCUGGGAUCCCGCCGUCAUUGUCAGCGCCGCCAUGAAGACUCUCCGGCUUUUGUCUCCUCUCCUCUGUUUGCUCGUGCUCGGCCGGGCCUGCGUAGCCGCCGAUGCCGACAUCGAGGAAGACGAAGGCGUGCUGGUGCUCAAGACAGCCAACUUUGACAAGGGGCUGGAGCAGCACCCGAAUAUCCUGGUGGAGUUUUAUGCACCUUGGUGUGGUCACUGUAAAGCUCUAGCACCUGAAUAUGUGAAGGCAGCAGCAAAACUAAAAUCUGAAAACUCAGAAAUCAGGCUGGCUAAGGUAGAUGCCACAGAAGAGUCAGAACUUGCCCAACAGUUUGGUGUUCGAGGCUACCCUACUAUCAAAUUCUUCAGAAAUGGAGAUAAAUCUUCUCCUAAAGAGUAUACAGCUGGCAGGGAAGCAGAUGACAUUGUGAACUGGUUGAAGAAACGCACAGGCCCAGCAGCCACUACCCUGAAAGAUGUAGCUGCUGCCGAGGAUCUAGUGGAGUCCAGUGAAGUUGCUGUGAUUGGGUUCUUUAAGGAUGCAGAAUCUGAUGCUGCCAAACAAUUCAUGUUGGCAGCCGAGUCCAUUGAUGACAUUCCUUUUGGGAUCACUGCCAGCAAAGAUGUCUUUGCCAAAUACCAGCUCAGCAAAGAUGGUGUUGCCCUGUUUAAGAAGUUUGAUGAAGGCCGUAACAACUUUGAAGGGGAGAUAACGCAAGAGAAUCUGCUGAGCUUCAUCAAAGCGAACCAGCUGCCCUUAGUGAUUGAAUUUACUGAACAGACGGCACCCAAAAUCUUUGGAGGAGAGAUCAAGACCCACAUUCUAUUGUUUCUGCCCAAGAGUGUUACAGAUUACCAGGGAAAACUGGAUAACUUCAAAAAGGCAGCUGAGAGCUUCAAAGGAAAGAUCUUGUUCAUCUUCAUCGACAGUGAUCACACUGACAACCAGAGGAUCUUGGAGUUCUUUGGCCUCAAGAAAGAAGAAUGCCCUGCUAUACGCCUCAUUACUCUAGAGGAAGAAAUGACCAAAUACAAGCCAGAGUCGGAUGAGUUGACUCCAGAGAACAUCAAGGACUUCUGCAACAAGUUCCUGGAGGGCAAAGUUAAGCCUCAUCUGAUGAGCCAAGAGAUUUCUGAUGACUGGGACAAACAACCUGUCAAAGUUCUAGUUGGGAAGAAUUUUGAAGAAGUGGCAUUUGAUGAGACUAAGAAUGUAUUUGUGGAAUUCUAUGCUCCCUGGUGUGGCCACUGCAAACAGCUGGCUCCCAUCUGGGAUAAGCUAGGAGAGACUUAUAAGGACCAUGAAAACAUCGUCAUUGCCAAGAUGGAUUCAACAGCCAAUGAAGUUGAGACAGUAAAGGUCCACAGCUUCCCUACCCUCAAGUUUUUCCCUGCAGGCCCUGGCAGAACGGUUGUCGACUAUAAUGGUGAGAGGACGCUGGAAGGCUUUAAGAAGUUCCUAGAAAGUGGUGGAAAAGAUGGUGGUGUUGAUGAAGAGGAUCUGGAAGAUCUAGAGGACAUGGAGGAACCAGAUGCUGAAGGGGAGGAGGAGGAGGAAGAUAUUAAAGGUCAAAAAGAUGAACUGUAAAGACAUGUCUAAUCUGCAUAUCCCCAGACACUACGCACUGGCUGCCUGUUCAUGCAGUCAAGCUAGUCCAGCAAACAAACUUUGACGGGAAGAUGAAUACUGGCUGAGAGUGCAGGAAUGGUCUAAAGUAAUCCUUCAUCCUAACCUGUUUGUCAACUGCUUCUUCUAGUUUAUUUUCUGUUUUGAACAGGGAUCUGACUAGGUCCUGCUGGGUCUUUUUUUCCCCUCCUCCACAUACACACUGUGAUGUACAUUUUCUUUCUUUUGAGUGUUCUGUGAUCUGGGUAGAAGCAGAUUGAAAUGGCAACAUGUCCCAUUGCCUAACUCACUUUGGAGUCUCACCAGUAACGCCUCCUUCCAGCUUAGUCACACUUGUCUAAAUGUCAUGAGCUGCUGUUGGCCCAGCAGGGUCUUGGUUACUGUCUCAGCUGUCCUCAUUGUUUGGGUCACUCCAGUAUGGAGGAAAACCACGAGGCUGACCAUAGUGGAGCCAGUGGAAAGUGGGAAUUGGUGGGGUUGGAUAGAUCCUCUUAACUCAUUGUAUAGUCUUGCUUCCCCUUUAAGCUGAAUGAUACGUAUCUCUCUCUUCCAAAGAUCUUGAGGGGCAGAAGACUUUCACUGAGGAAGGAGGAUGCAUUUGCUCCCUCCCUCGAGGCAAAACCUAACUCACCUUGCCUGCCUCUGAACAAACAUAAGACUUGCUCUCUACGCAUUGCUUCGUGAAUGGGUUUCCUGGGUAUUUGCAGAGCCAUUUGGAAAGGGGACUGCUAGAAUACAAGAAAAAAGACUCAGUAGCUAAGAGGGCUUUUUUGUGGGGGUACUUGAGAGCAAACGAGUGCUUUGGGGGAGGGGGGUAUAUUUCAGCCAAAUUGGAAUUUAGUUCUGAGCAUCCAUGAUGCUGAAAGGAAUGGAACUCAUUGGCCAAAUAAAAGUUGAUUUUAAUACUA
Molecule: messenger RNA, 2587 nt
Organism: Varanus komodoensis (Komodo dragon)
Lineage: Eukaryota; Metazoa; Chordata; Lepidosauria; Squamata; Varanidae
Gene: P4HB
Product: prolyl 4-hydroxylase subunit beta
Exons: 11
Coding region: 84-1640 (518 amino acids)
Biological process (GO): response to endoplasmic reticulum stress; protein folding
Cellular component (GO): endoplasmic reticulum; external side of plasma membrane
Molecular function (GO): protein disulfide isomerase activity
Source: RefSeq, a predicted model, not a curated record